CUGCCCUGCCCUGCCCUGCAAAUUAAAGCCAUUACUUCAACCCAAGCAGUCUGGUAGGUCCAGUUUCACACCCAUAUAUAGGGCUCAACGUUUGCUACAUUAGACAUCGGUAUAAGAAAAAUAAACCCAACAAAACAAAAAAGCAGGAAAACAAGGAAAGGUGAAAAAAAAAAUUGAGAGGAUGGCAAUGGAAGCUGAGAAGCUAAAUGUUGUGAUUUUAUGUGUUUUUGUAAUUGCAAUAACAAUCCCAACAACAGUGAGGGCAAACAUUGCGGAUUUUGAUGAGCAUUGGCAGCAGAGAGCCGCAGAAGCCAAGAAGGCCGCCCAUGAAGCCUACCAUGAUGAUCCUAUAGCAGUCACCGAGCAUUUCAACAAGCAAGUCCUUGACACCUUCGAUUAUGCAAACAACACAAGAAGGAACUUGAACCAGAAGUACAAGGGUCCAUGCAUGGCUACAAACCCUAUCGAUCGUUGUUGGCGAUGCGAUCCAAACUGGGAAAAAAAUCGCAAGAGGCUAGCCAAUUGUGCCCUUGGCUUUGGGCGCAAGACAACUGGAGGGAAACUUGGACCAAUAUAUGUGGUCACAGAUAACACCGACGCUGACCUAGUGAACCCGAAACCUGGGACACUCCGCCACGCCGUGAUUCAAAAUGGGCCACUUUGGAUCAUAUUUGCUCGGGACAUGAGGAUAAAGCUGACUGAAGAGCUUCUGGUGGCCAGUGACAAGACCAUUGAUGCACGAGGUGCGAACGUGCACAUCCUUGACGGCGCCCAAAUUUCAUUGCAGUUUGUGAAGAAUGUGAUCAUCAGCAACCUCCACAUCCAUAACAACAAGCCUGGAAAUGGCGGCCUGAUUAGGGACUCUAUCAAUCACUUUGGACAGCGCACGCGUAGCGACGGAGAUGGAAUAUCCAUGUAUGGAGCCACAAACGUUUGGAUAGACCAUCUCUCUUUGUCAAAUUGCGCAGAUGGGCUCAUUGAUGCCAUCCAAGGCUCUACGGCCAUCACCAUAUCCAACUGUCACCUCACCAAUCAUAAUGAUGUGAUGUUGUUUGGUUCAAGUGAUAGCAACUCUCAGGAUCAAGUGAUGCAGAUAACUCUGGCUUUCAACCAUUUCGGGAAGGGGUUGGUUCAGCGGAUGCCAAGGUGCCGGUGGGGAUUUUUCCAUGUCGUCAACAACGACUACACUCAUUGGCUUAUGUAUGCCAUUGGUGGCAGCCAACACCCUACCAUAAUUAGCCAGGGCAACCGGUUCAUUGCUCCGUCGAACCAAGCGACUAAAGAGGUGACUCAUAGGAACAAUGCACAAGAGAGCGAGUGGAGAUCAUGGAAUUGGAGAUCAGAGAAUGAUCUUAUGAUGAACGGAGCAUUCUUUGUUCAAUCUGGAAGCCCCAUUAGGAAUCUCCCAAAGGCAGACAUGAUCCAGGCAAAACCUGGGUCAUUUGUGACCAGGCUCACGCGCUUUGCCGGUCCUCUUAAAUGCAUUAAAAAUAAGCCAUGUUAAUGUGUAUGUGGGAAUAAACAAAAAAUGAAAUUUGUAUAUAAAUGUAUGAAGCUCAAACUGAACCCUGUUCAGAAAAAACAGAGGUUGUAGCAGUAGACAGUGAAGAGUCACACUGUCUUCUUAUUGCUUUUGUAGUUUCAAUUAUAGGGGGAUCUGACAGUUUGGGGAAGAAGGGAAAAAUAAAGGCUAGAAUUGGGAGAAAUAAUGCAAUUGAUAUAAUUUCUGAUUUCAUCGGUUGAUUUAAUUUGUUCUUUCUGGUAAA
This is a messenger RNA of Prunus avium (sweet cherry), 1766 nucleotides long. Its product is annotated as pectate lyase-like. The record is from RefSeq and is a predicted model, not a curated record. Lineage: Eukaryota; Viridiplantae; Streptophyta; Magnoliopsida; Rosales; Rosaceae. Gene Ontology annotation, molecular function: pectate lyase activity.